AUGACGCGCUCGGAAACGGGUACCCCUGCCACGGGUAGGCUCGGCCAGUCCAAAAAGUUGGAUCACGGUGCGGCCGACGCCACCGUACCACCCGCGGCUUCCGACCCGCAAAUCCCCGGGACGUCUCGCGAGUGCCUCACAACCGGCACCAGCGCCGAACAAGUUAAUGUUCCCCUCAGUUGCAGGUCUCGCGCUUCGGGCUCUACGCGAUCAUCGGCCACGAUUAGGGCACGACGAUUGACCGCGGAGGCCCACUUGGCCCGCAAGAGCAUAGAAAGGGAACAAGAGCUCUUUCAACGCGAACGGGAACUCCUUGAGCAGGUUAAACAGGUAGAACAGCUUGAACUUGAAGCGAAAAUAGCCGCCUUAGAAGCCGAGGAGCGUUCCAAUCACACGAAAAUACGGCGCGUCUACAUAACGCACUCCGCGGGCCCGCCCGGGAGGCCGUCGCCUCUUUACUCAACACCGCGGCAGCUUCCGAAGAUAUCAUGGCAGCACUCGAACGUUUUACCAGUGACACUGUCAGGGCCAAAUGGCAGCUAUGAAACCUUCGCGUUUCUCGAUGAUGGCAGUACUGCGACUAUGAUCGAUUGUAAAGUGGCUGCUCGCAUAGGUUUAAUAGGGCCUGAAGAGAUCAUAACUGUCAAUGGUAUCAUGGGUUUACAAACAACUACAAAGUUAGACCGCACUGAACCUUCUGAAAAUGAACGCCUGGAGUCACUGAUAAAGGAGCAAUACAAACUCGACUCGCUCGGUAUCUCUAAGCGCGAGACUCUAUUUAGCAAGCUAGACUCCCGUGCCGUCGAGAUUCUUGAUGCUACCACCACACGCUUACCGACCGAUUCGUAUCCAGCGGCAGCCAACGCAAGUAUCCAUAGUUCUUAUAUGGACGAUUUCCUGGAUAGCCUGGACGAUGUUGACGAAGCUGCACAGAUGGCAUCCGAUGUUGUGACUAUUCAUCGUAACGCAUGUUUCGAAAUGUGUGGCUGGAUUUCUAACGAUCAAGGAGCAUUGCGUCUUGUACCGACUGAACUGCGCGCCGCCCAGCCUAGUGAGAUGUCACUUGGUAGUGAGUCAAGUAGCGUCAGAGCCUUAGGUGUUUCAUGGGAUCCUAUAUCAGACACUAUCGGAUUUAGGACCGGUUUAGAAGGUCUCAUACUACAGGGCAGUUUUAAUAAACGCAAAGUGUUGUCCCACCUCAUGAAAGUAUACGACCCACUAGGUUUGUUGGGCCCAAUAGUGGUCAAAGGGCGUAUACUGCUUCAGGAGGCGUGGAGAUCCAAUAUUGACUGGGACACACCAUUUCCACCAUCACAGAUUUUAAAGUGGAACGAGUGGUUUAAGGAACUGUCUGACGUAUCUACAAUUAGGAUUCCACGAUGGUACGCCAAGCUCAAUGGAGAACCUCUACACAGGGAGCUACACAUUUUCGCGGACGCAAGCGAGCUUGCCUUUGCCACCGUCGCUUAUUGGCGCUUAUUGUAUGCAGAUGGUACAGUCAAGCUCGCACUCAUCACCAGUAAGACGAGAGUCUCACCUUUGAAGCCCACUUCAAUUCCUCGUCUAGAAUUGCAGGGCGCUUUGAUAGCUUCUCGCCUUGCUGUCACUAUUAAAGAGUUUCAUAAGAAAAAACCUUUACGAACUUUCUUGUGGACAGAUUCAAGAACUGUCCUCGGUUGGCUCAGAAGUGACGCACGAACGUACAAACCCUUUGUGGCCCAUCGCGUAGGAGAAAUUACAGAAAAUACGCGCGUGCAAGAUUGGAAAUGGGUCCCAACUGAUUUGAACGUUGCGGACGAUGCCACUAGGAUUAAGCCGCUUCAUCUUAAUCCAAACCACCGAUGGUUUACAGGUCCCUCGUUCCUCCUCGAUCCUCCGGAGAAUUGGCCUGUUGAACCAGCUGGUCAGCCUAUAGUCCAGGAAGAGCGGAAGCAGACGUCUGGACUUGUGGUUGGUCAUCUGACAAUUACCGCGGAUUUCAGUCGUUUUAGUGACUGGCUACGAUUACUUCGUGCUACUGCUCGCGUUUUGCAAGCUGCGUCUAAAUUUCGCUCGGUUUUAGAUCGCGUAGGUCGCGUUGCUCCUAGCACCGAUGUUAGGCUUCGUCAACGUACGAAUACACCUACGUCCACCACUCUAAUCCCCCUGACAGCGGAACUUAUGGAAGCCGCAGAAAGGCACGUCCUGAAGAAAGUACAGUCUGAAUCAUUUAGUGACGAAAUCCCAAUAAUAGAACGUGGAGAAUUGAUACCAAAGAGUAGUCGCCUGGCGAAGCUUUCUCCCAGAAUGGGGCCAGACAACUUGUUGCACCUAGCUGGCAGAAUCGUUGCCGUAGAAGACGUCGGUUCCGAGAUCAAGUUUCCAAUCAUUCUAGAUGGACGACACCCAGUAGUGCGCUUAUUGGUCAAUUUCUACCAUCGCAAGGCUGGACAUGCAAACAAUGAAAUGGUGGUCAAUGAGGUUCGACAAAAAUAUUGGCUUCUUCAUCUGCGCAGUACUGUUCGAAGCGUCACCAGCAAAUGUUUGUUCUGUCGCAUCAAAAGAGCAAAGCCAAUGAAUCCGAUGACCGGUAACCUUCCUCCUCAGCGGCUUGCCCACCACCGCCGCCCAUUCACGUACACUGGCUUGGAUUAUUUCGGCCCGUUAAAUACCAAGAUCGGUCGAAGACAAGAGAAACGUUAUGUGGCCCUGUACACCUGCAUGACAUCCAGAGCCGUUCACCUGGAGCUUGUACAUUCCCUUUCUGCUGACUCCGCAAUAAUGAGCCUGCGACGGUUUAUUGCUAGAAGAGGUGCUCCCAAUACUGUAUAUUCUGACAACGGUACAUGUUUUGUUGGUGCAGACCGAAUUCUACGCGAAUUUUAUCAGCACGAGGUCUACGAUUUUGCUGCCAAUAGAGGAAUAAAGUGGAGCUUUAUCCCUGCCGCUGCUCCUUUUUUCGGCGGAUGCUGGGAGAGACUGAUUCGCACCGUCAAAGUCGCGCUGAAUGCCACAUUACGAGAAAGAGAACCUAAUCCCGAAGUCCUAGUAACUCUCCUUCUAGAAGCUGAGGCAAUUGUAAAUUCUCGACCUCUGACCCAUGUCCCUAUUGGCCCUGAAGACCAGGAAACCCUAACGCCCUUCCACUUUCUAAUUGGCUCAUCUUCUAACCAGGUUCUGCCUGCAACCCUUGACGACCGAGACCUUUUAAGACGUGCUGACUGGAGGAAGGCGUUGAGAUUGGCCGACCACUUUUGGAACCGAUGGGUAAAAGAAAUUCUGCCAACCAUGCAACCUCGCCAGAUAGCGGAGAACAGAGAGCACGACUUGACUGUUGGCGACUUAGUCAUCAUUGUAGACCAGAACCUACCCCGAGGAACCUGGCCACGCGGCCGCGUCGUUGCUACAUUCCCUGGCAGAGACGGAGUGGUCAGGGUGGUGGACGUAGCCACAUCAGGUGGAAUUCUUCGUCGACCUUCUAAAAAAUUGCAGCCAAACCAAGAAGAGCUCCAGGAGAAGAACCAAGAAGAAGGAAGAGAUCCAGAGAAGCCCCAGGGACCGAGGCGGAGCCCUAGCGGAGCCUGCGCAGCCCGGGACGCCAGCCACAGCAGACAGAAGUCCUUCAGCGGAGUCGAGUCGCCGAAGAUCUACGGAGGCGCCUCUGGAGUCCAGAGGAGCCCUAGGACAUCAGCUGAGCCCUAG
Cydia fagiglandana is the source of this 3681-nucleotide messenger RNA. RefSeq lists its product as uncharacterized. Gene Ontology annotation, biological process: DNA integration. Gene Ontology annotation, molecular function: nucleic acid binding. Lineage: Eukaryota; Metazoa; Arthropoda; Insecta; Lepidoptera; Tortricidae. The coding region runs from base 1 to 3681 and encodes 1226 amino acids. The transcript is spliced from 6 exons. The record is from RefSeq and is a predicted model, not a curated record.